AUGGCUGCUUUAUAUUCGCUCUCGGACAAUCCAGUCAUCGUUCUGCUGAUUCUGCUCGCCUAUCUUGUUCCCCUUGGACUGCUCGUAUUUCGCCUCUUCCUGUCGCCAUUGGCCAGACUCCCAGGGCCAUGGUUGACUCGCAUCAGCAGCAUUCCGGAGGCUAAUGCAUUGAGAGAUCAACGUCGAACAGCAUGGGUCAAUGAGCUGUUUGAGCAACAUCCUGGUGCGGUGGCUGUGCGGACAGCACCUUGGUCCGUGUCGUUCAACACCCCCGAGGCUGUCAAGGCAAUCUAUGGUCACGGCAAGGGUGCUGAUGAGUUCGGCAAGUCUUCAUGGUACGAUGCCUUCAGCACGACGGGCGAAUCUCUGUUUAGCACUCGAUCGAAGAAGAGACAUGCGGCAAAACGGCGCAUGGUAGCACAUGGAUUCAGUGCCCAGUCGUUGCUGUCAUUCGAGCCGUACGUAGACAAGACGCUGGACAGAUUCAUCCGACGUAUGGACAAAUUCGCUGCUUCUGGCCAUCCUUUCGACAUCUACUUCUGGUAUGAGCUCUUCACUAUGGACUUAAUGGGCGAACUCGCUCUAGGAAACAAUUUCGGUGUCCUUGUGGCCGGCAAGCCAGCUGGCUACUCGACCCUAGUAGAGCAGUCACAACGCUUUGCUAACACGUCUGGUCUUCUGCCAUUCGGCAAGUGGAAUGUCAAGAUACUCAGCUGGGUGCCGACGACAUACAUACAGAAUCUAUACAGAGCACGGCUCGAGUAUCUGGACUAUGCUAAGGUCGCACUAGAGCAGAGGUUCUCAGAUAAUGCAAAAAGCGAGAAGCGAAUCAGUGGCAAGCCCAGGCAGGAUAUCAUGCAACGGUUUAUUGACGGCCAAGACCCAGAAACAGGAGCAAAGAUGGGCUUCGAUGAGCUCAGAGCUGAGACAUCGUCCUUGAUGGUCGCCGGAGCAAGCACAGGCUCAGUAACCAUGAACUGGAUGACCUACUACCUCUGCAAGAACCCCGAAAUUAAGUCCCGUAUAAUCACACAGCUCGAAGAUAUGUUUCCCGAGAACAAGACAGGAGAUGAUUCGCUACCAUACACCCAGCUACAGCAUCUAAGUCUGCUCGAGCAUGCCGAGAUCGAAUCACUCCGUAUGCAUCCACCGAUCGGCUACGCAAUGCCACGAGACACACCACCCAAGGGUGCAAUAAUAAGUGGCAUCUAUAUACCCGGCGGCGUCUCUGUAGGCGUACCAGCUGCGACGAUAGGCCGGGACGCUACUGUAUACCCAGACCCCAACACCUGGAACCCAGAUCGUUGGUUCAAGGGCGAAGGCACAAAUUUAGCUCUGAUGAAAAAUUGUUUCCUGGGGUUCGGGUACGGCAGUCGCCAGUGUAUCGGUCGAGGAGUAGCGACGCAGUUCGUGAUGAAGAUGAUGGCCAGAGUCUUGUUGCGGUAUGACGUCCAAUUGGAGGAUCAGACUCUCAUGUUGAAGACUAAGGAGUUCACAAUCCUGAAGCCUGACAAGAAAUACAAUGUCAUCCUAAAGCGGCGGGAGGAUGUUCGACUGUGA
Recurvomyces mirabilis is the source of this 1560-nucleotide messenger RNA. RefSeq lists its product as uncharacterized. NCBI's taxonomy places the organism in Eukaryota, Fungi, Ascomycota, Dothideomycetes, Mycosphaerellales, Teratosphaeriaceae. The coding region runs from base 1 to 1560 and encodes 519 amino acids. Gene Ontology annotation, molecular function: monooxygenase activity; oxidoreductase activity, acting on paired donors, with incorporation or reduction of molecular oxygen; iron ion binding. The record is from RefSeq and is a predicted model, not a curated record. The transcript is spliced from 3 exons.